CUGAAUAUGAGCGCUCAUAGUACUGCAGGUUAAGGAGCGUUAUGCCAGUUGAACUUGUUUAAGAGUCGAUAAGGCGCCCUUUAAAGCAUUUUUUCGCAUCAAACAUUAGACAGUUGUGUUUUGAAUGUACAUUUAAAAUAUCGUGAAUGAAAUGGGUCUAUAGCAGCUGUAAACUCAUCUUUACAAUAUUAUAGCCUAGCAUAAAAAGUGAGCUGCUGAAGUAGUGGAAGCCAGUUUUUUAUAAGCCUAGCCGAGUUUUGUUUUGAUAAGCAGGGGUUUUGUUUCCGCAUGCCGACAUGGAGUCGUUUGGAUGCAUUUCCAGUGUUCUCGGAUGCUCUGCUUGCAUUGUGCUUGCUGGGCUUGUGCUUGUUUCCUACAAACUUGGCUUAAUUUACCAGUUGUUUCACAAGACUGAAACAAAGAGCCCCCGGCAUGGAGGGGAGAGUGUUGCAGAGGUCCUGCGUGCACAUGGAAUCAAGUUUCUUUUCACCCUCGUUGGCGGGCACAUCUCCCCCAUCCUCGUGGCCUGCGAGAAGGUUGGCAUCCGCAUCGUUGACACCAGACAUGAAGCCACUGCUGUAUUUGCAGCUGACGCUGUGGCAAGGCUCUCAGGUACUGUUGGUGUAGCUGCAGUGACCGCUGGCCCGGGUCUGACUAACACAGUGACAGCAGUGAAGAAUGCACAAAUGGCUGAAUCUCCAUUGCUGCUUUUGGGAGGAGCUGCUGGUACAUUACUGCAGGGCAGAGGAGCGCUGCAGGACAUCGACCAGAUGUCCCUCUUCAGGCCUCUCUGUAAGUUCUGUGCCUCCAUCCGGACAGUCAGGGAGAUCGUGCCUACACUCAGGAAGGCCCUGGCAAUUGCUCAGUCGGGAACCCCUGGUCCUGUUUUCAUCGAGUUCCCCAUCGAUACGCUGUACCCCUACCACUUGGUUUCCAAAGAGUUUGCUGUGAAGAACCCUCCCAAAGGGCUGAUGGGAAAAAUAGUUUCAUGGUACCUCAAUAACCACCUCAUGAACCUUUUUGCUGGAGCCUGGGAGACCAGAGAUGUUUCCCCACUUCCUGUUCACAUCCCUCAAGCCACAGAGGAUCAGGUACAAAGCUGCAUAGAGCUAGUGAGUCGAGCCAAGAAACCAGUCAUUCUUCUUGGGAGCCAAGCCACACUACCUCCAACGUCGGCAGAAGACAUUAGGAGGGCUUUGGAGGAUCUGGGUAUACCCUGCUUUCUUGGAGGCAUGUCUAGAGGCAUGCUGGGCAAAGACAGUCCCAUCCACAUUCGACAGAACAGGCGGGACGCUCUCAAGGAGGCCGACUUAGUUCUCCUAGCAGGCACUGUGUGUGACUUCCGACUGAGCUACGGCAGAGUUCUCAGCAGAAGGAGCAAGAUCAUUGCUGUCAACAGAGAUAAGUCGCAGCUGCUGAAAAACUCCGAUAUGUUCUGGAAACCAACUAUAGCAAUUCAGGGUGACGCCGGUUCAUUUAUCGUGCGUCUCUCCAAGGGGUUAAAGGGCCAUCGCUGUCCUGAGGAAUGGCCUCAGAGCCUCAAAGCUGGAGAUUCUACCAAAGAAAAUGCAAACAGGGCUAAAGCUAAUGAGAAGACAGAGCACCACCUAAAUCCUUUAAAAGUCCUCCACCAUGUGGAUGAGCUAAUGGCCGAGGACAGCAUCAUUGUAGCAGACGGAGGAGAUUUUGUGGGAAGUGCUGCUUAUAUAAUGAGACCGAGAGGACCUUUGCGUUGGUUGGAUCCAGGAGCCUUUGGGACUCUGGGAGUUGGAGGAGGUUUUGCUUUGGGAGCAAAACUGUGUCGUCCUGAAUCUGAGGUGUGGAUAGUCUAUGGAGACGGCUCCCUGGGCUACAGUGUUGCAGAGUAUGACACAUUUACCCGGCACAAGACACCAGUUAUAUCUGUGGUUGGAAACGACGCAUGUUGGAGUCAGAUAUCCAGAGAGCAGGUUCCCAUCCUCGGCAGUAACGUGGCUUGUGGCCUUGCUUUUACAGAUUAUCACAUAGUGACUGAUGGUUAUGGUGGUAAGGGCUACCUUGUCGGACGGGAAAAUGAGGACCAGCUAAGUGACAUCAUCAAGCAGGCUCAAAGGGAGGCCAAGGAGGGCAAGGCUACACUUCUCAAUGUUUUGAUAGGGAAGACCAAUUUCAGAGAAGGCUCCAUCUCUGUGUAGAGCCUCUCUGUGUUGAAAGCACUUGCAUAUUCUUUACCUUUGCUUCCUAUACCUUUUUUGUCGGUUCUACGAGGGAUUCUAACUAAUAAGAACAUUUUUAAUUUUAAAUUUCACUAAUUUAGCCAUGCCCACUUCAAAGCUUUGAUUAUCCUUUUUACACCUUAAAGCCAGAGGGCACAUUUUAAAAAUGUGACCCAUUAGUCCAAUAACGAUCAUUUCCUUUACCUUAUACAUAACCCACUCCAGACUUGAAAUAGAAGCAUCUGUUGUUCAUCAUCCUACCUUCAGGGUUGUGUUGUGAUACUGUAGAAAGCAAAUGCUGCAUUUUAAAAAGGGAAAUGGUGAAUAUGAAAUGUUUGCUCCUAUUAGGGAUAUCCCCUUCUAGACAUUUGACCGUUAAGCCACCUAUUGCAGGUUCGCAAACACGCUAGCUACAGGGAUUACUUGUGAGAGCCAGCAUUGACUCGAGCUAUCCUAAGUGACCAGUAUGCCUUUUUUUCUACUGUUCGGACACAAACACUGGGCCUUUUAUUGGGAUUCGGGAUAUCUUAGAGCUGUAACCUUCAGUCUCGGUAGAUGCUUUAAAAAAAGAAUUCAUUGAGCUACAAUUGUUUCUGUGAAUGUUGUCUCCUGACAGAUGGUUUGCCUUUUAAUGUUUGAUUGUAUCUUCAUAUAUAUAUUGCUAUGUAUAGAUUGAAAAUGAUUCUGGUGAUUCCCUGAAGAAUUAAAGACAUAUUUAAAGCUGA
Molecule: messenger RNA, 2920 nt
Organism: Girardinichthys multiradiatus
Lineage: Eukaryota; Metazoa; Chordata; Actinopteri; Cyprinodontiformes; Goodeidae
Gene: ilvbl
Product: ilvB (bacterial acetolactate synthase)-like
Exons: 14
Coding region: 297-2174 (625 amino acids)
Biological process (GO): L-valine biosynthetic process
Cellular component (GO): acetolactate synthase complex
Molecular function (GO): flavin adenine dinucleotide binding; acetolactate synthase activity; magnesium ion binding
Source: RefSeq, a predicted model, not a curated record